Messenger RNA from Hipposideros armiger (great roundleaf bat), 1742 nucleotides. RefSeq names its product HEXIM P-TEFb complex subunit 1 (gene HEXIM1). Gene Ontology annotation, molecular function: cyclin-dependent protein serine/threonine kinase inhibitor activity; 7SK snRNA binding. Lineage: Eukaryota; Metazoa; Chordata; Mammalia; Chiroptera; Hipposideridae. Gene Ontology annotation, biological process: negative regulation of transcription by RNA polymerase II; negative regulation of cyclin-dependent protein serine/threonine kinase activity. The transcript has 2 exons. Gene Ontology annotation, cellular component: cytoplasm; nucleus; nucleoplasm. The coding region runs from base 281 to 1357 and encodes 358 amino acids. The record is from RefSeq and is a predicted model, not a curated record.
GGAGGGGAGGAAAAGAGGAGGAGGCGGAGGAGAGCUGAGCUGAGCUGAGCUGAGCAUCGAGCCAAAGGGGAGAUGAGUUUGUCUGUCCUCGGAUGAGGCUCCGGCCGGGCCUAGGGAACUGGGAGCUCGCAUUGGAGCGACACCCGUGGAAGUGGGAGGAGGUGGCUCUGGGACCUUAACCCCUUGUGGGCUCUGCGGCAGGGGAUUUAACCCUUUGUGGAUCCGGCCCCUCGGAGGACUUACAGCCAACAUUUUUCAAACUUCGAGGACUCUGUUAGCCAUGGCCGAGCCACUCUUGUCGGAUUAUCAGCACCAGCCUCAAACUAGCAACUGUACAGGUGCUGCUGCUGUCCAUGAAGAGCGGAACCCCGAUCGACCCCCAGGCGCGGAGGAGCGGGUGCCGGAGGAGGACAGUAGGUGGCAAUCGAGAGCGUACCCCCAGUCGGGUGGCCGUCCAGGGCAGGAGGGGGAAGGGAGCGUGGAGCCCAAGGCGCAGCCUCUGCAGACCCAAGUCUGUCUAGAACCUAGCUGCCCAGAAGCUGACGAGAAGGGCCAGAAUGGGGACGACUUGUCCGCUGGCGGCGCACCCCCGCCGGCGGCGGGAGGGGAACCGAGGCCCGAGGCUGAACUGCUCGCCCAGCCAUGUCAUGACUCCGAGGCCAAUAAGUUGGGGGCUCCUGCUGCAGGGGGCGAGGAGUCGUGUAGACAGCAGCAGAGACAACUGGGCAAGAAAAAACAUAGGAGACGCCCCUCUAAGAAGAAGCGGCAUUGGAAACCGUACUACAAGCUGACCUGGGAGGAGAAGAAAAAGUUCGACGAGAAACAGAGCCUGCGAGCCUCGAGGAUUCGAGCCGAGAUGUUCGCCAAGGGCCAGCCGGUUGCUCCCUAUAACACCACGCAGUUCCUCAUGGAUGAUCACGACCAAGAGGAGCCGGAUCUCAAAACCGGCCUCUAUCCCAAGCGGGCCGCCGCCAAAUCCGACACCAGCGAUGAGGACUUUAUGGAAGAAGCGGGCGAGGAGGAUGGGGGCAGUGAUGGGAUGGGAGGAGACGGCAGCGAGUUUCUGCAGCGGGACUUCUCGGAGACUUACGAGCGGUACCACGCGGAGAGCCUGCAGAACAUGAGCAAGCAGGAGCUCAUCAAGGAGUACCUGGAGCUGGAGAAGUGCCUCUCACGCAUGGAGGACGAGAAUAACCGACUACGGCUGGAAAGCAAGCGGCUGGGCGGCGACGACGCGCGUGUGCGGGAGCUGGAGCUGGAGCUGGAUCGGCUGCGCGCCGAGAACCUCCAGCUGCUGACGGAGAACGAACUGCACCGGCAGCAGGAGCGACCGCCGCUGUCCAAGUUUGGAGACUAGACUGAAACUUUGGGGGGGGAGGGGGAGGGGGCAAAGGGGACUUUUUACAGUGAUGGAAUGUAACAUUAUAUACAUGUGUAUAUAAGACAGUGGACCUUUUUAUGACACAUAAUCAGAAGAAAAAAAAUCCCCCCGGCUUUGGUUUGGUAAAUUUAACUAUGAUGUAGCUUGUGUGCUUUUUCCGUUCUUUAAUUAUGUGAAACUUGAGUGUUGCUUUUCUUGUUUUUCUUUUUAGAAGUUUUUUUUUUACGUGCAAGUAAUUUGACCAAGUUAUAAUGCAUUUUUCUGUUAAAAAUCCUUUCCUUAAACGGAGCUAUAAGGUGGCCAAAUCUAAGAACCAUUAAAUUCAUUCUAGAUAUAAUAAAUUUAAUAUUUGUAAAUGUAA